UGUUCCAUUUCAGGUCUAAAAAAACCUGACAGUUGGGGAAGAGUUCUUCUCCAUGUCACGGACGACUGUGGCCUCAGCUGAGUACUGUAGCUCCUUCCUCACAUAAGUUUGUUUUAGCAGAGGAGCAAAUGGAUCAGAAAGAGAUGAGCGAUCCUCUGAACAAUGUGUCACUGAUAAAAGAUAAUCUGACCAGAUCAAACAUGGAAUCCUCUGGUGACUCGGACAAAGUGAUUCAACGCUUGAAUGAAGAACUGCGACAGGCUCAGGAGAUGGCCAAUACAGAGAAACAUAAAUGCAUGGAACUGCAAGGUGUCUUGGAAGAAGAGCGAAAAGAAAACAAAAAACAAGCAAAUGAAUCAGCAAAGCAGAUAAAGCACCUUCAAGGCCAGCUGCAGCAGUUCCAAGAGGAGAUGGGUGUUCUCAGGGAGCAGAUGGACGUCGCCUCCAGUUCAGCCAAUGAGCUGCAGAUCGCCCGGGACGAAGUGAAAUCCCUGAAGAAAGCCCUGGAGGUGGCCAGUGCUGAGCGCGACCGAGACAUUGCUGCCAUCCAGUCUAACCUGGCUGCUGCAUCAAAUGACCUGGACAAGUGGCGCCAGACCGCUAACAAAUAUGAACGUGAGAUUGACGACCUACAGAGGGAUCUGCAGCAGCAGAGCAAGCAGUGGCAGAAAACUGCAGAAAUCCAAGCCAAUGAGCUGCAGUCAGUUCAGAUGGAGUGCAACAGCCUUCAAAAGGAGUGUUCUGUCCUGCGCUCUGAGAAGCAGGACAUGGUGAAUAAGCACCAGAAAGAGAAGAUCAGUCUGCAGAGUGAGUGUGCCUCUCUCCGGGCUGAAAAGGAGGAACUUCUGAAGAGUCACCAGAAAGAGAAGGCCAACCUGCAGAGCGAAUGUGCAGCACUGUGCUCGGAGAAAGAGGAAGCGGUGCAGAAACAGCAGCAGCUGCAGAGGGACCUUGUUAGUUGUCGUGACCAGAACGCUGAGCUGAAUGACAGCCUCAGAGCCAUUGAACAGUCUCAGCAGGAGUUACUGAAGAAGCUGGAGGGCCUGCAGCUCCAGCACCAGCAGGAUAGCAACGAGCUGCAAACGCAGCUGGGAGAGGCAGACAGCCGCUGCAGAGCUCUGCAGAGAGAGUUCGAAGGUGCUCAGACUGAGUUAUCUGACCUGAAGGAAAAGUUGGAGAACAGCCAGCAGGAAAAGCAUUCACUCUUAGAUCAGCUCGAGGAAUGCAAAGCAAGCCUGAGUGACAUACAGGAGAAGGGAUCUAAGACCUCCCUAUUGCUGCCUGUUCAAGCCACAGUCAUCGGCCUUAUCCUGGCUUUGCUGUAUUGGUGUUUCGGCGCAUUGUGGUAGUAAAGAAACCGUGGAUGAUCUGGGGCACCAUGGUUGCGGUGGCUCUGACAGCUGUGACGGCUGCUGUGAUCUUCAAAACCUAAGGGGAGCGCUUUCAAACAUUCACACGCACAUUCGGGAAACCCAUGUUUGUCACCAGAUGUUGAAACUUGCCCCCUAAUCAUAUCUUCACUAAUAAGUGGGAGGGCUCCUAUUUAAUAGUAUAAUUGUUAAGACGCUUUAUCUUAGAUGGGAUGCUAACAAACGAAUGUUGGUCUUUUUUUGAGUGAAUCAGUAAGUUUGUGUGUCUGUUACUGGAGGGAAGUUUAGCUAUGUUUCAUGUCAUUUAUCAAUUUGACUCAUAGGAUCAUCCAUUAAUGAAUGUAAAACUGCUUCCCCAAAUAGCUUAGAGUGUUUGUCAUCAUAAAAUAGUCUCAGCCACCGGAGGAUGAUGGGUAACAGUCCACUGAUGGGUGUUUGCUUAGUCAAUGGAUGUCUUGCGAAAUGUAAAGAUGGAUAAAUGUCAAAGUUUGAAAGAGAAUUCUUUGAUUUCAUUUUGUUUCUUCCACUGGAGCAUCAUUAAACACAAAUGAAACAA
Oryzias latipes (Japanese medaka) is the source of this 1926-nucleotide messenger RNA. RefSeq names its product sarcolemma associated protein b (gene slmapb). Lineage: Eukaryota; Metazoa; Chordata; Actinopteri; Beloniformes; Adrianichthyidae. The record is from RefSeq and is a predicted model, not a curated record. Gene Ontology annotation, biological process: single fertilization; acrosome assembly. Gene Ontology annotation, cellular component: acrosomal membrane.